Messenger RNA from Sinocyclocheilus grahami, 724 nucleotides. RefSeq names its product urease accessory protein UreE-like. The record is from RefSeq and is a predicted model, not a curated record. Lineage: Eukaryota; Metazoa; Chordata; Actinopteri; Cypriniformes; Cyprinidae.
AUGUCUACUAAUGAGGCCAGCAUUGAGAAUUUUGUUCAAACGCAUUCUAACUGGGUUUACCUAAUAUUUCACUGGCAGGACCAGCAAGUUGAUCUACGAAAGCUCAGUCUAGCUAUACCUGCUUUUCUACGCCGGUCACGACGAAGGCAUCACCAUAGGGAUCACCUCAAGCAUGAUGACAUGAAUACAGAGACAGGAAAGAAGGAUCACAUCCACGUUUUGGGCUUAUACCUGGACGAUCAGGCGUGUCAGGCCAUUAAAAGUGGACAAGAAUGGUUCAUUACUUUAACAAGUCUUUCAGAUGAGUAAAGUCUUGUCGCAGAGAUAAGUGAAAAAGGCUUUGGUGGCAUAGCGGUUGUCUUCAUAGAUCUGGAUGUCUUCUAUAACUCCAUAUGUGCAUACCUUACUCAGAAUGAACGAGCGAUUGUUGAAUCAAAGGUGAUUCUGCAUUCACAUCAUGGACACAGACGUCAUGAGCAUGGUGGUCAUCAUCACAGCAGGAACCAUCACCACAGCCGCCACCACCAUCAUCACUCUCUUCUUCCUUAUGGCAGCCAUGGUCACCAUCCCCAUGGACAUCAUCAACAUGGACAUCAUCAACAUGGACAUGGUCAUCGUCACCAUGGUCGUCGUCAUCAUCAUCACCACCAUCUUCCAAUAAUUCCUCAAUGCAACAUAACCAUGGAAGAACGGCAUGGUGUGGAGUGAUCUUAAUACGUAAUAC